AAUAAUAAAGUUGAGGAAAUCAGAGCAAUGGCAAGGAGUGCACGUGAGAUCGAGCCUUCUCCAAGAGAUAACAGUACAGAUGAUCAAACAGUAGCUGUCCGUUGAAAAUGAUGUGGUCAAAUAGCAUGGAGAAGGGGUUGUGAGUUCUCUGAAUGGCAUUUCUCAUGGAAAUUCAGGCCAAGCAAGGGGUCUUGAUAGAAGCUAGCUCAGUGAUGAUAUCAAACAUUUUUUAAAAAUAAGAUGGAGCCUAAAUAAUUAUGUGGUGAGCUUCAUAAUUAUUAAAUAUGUCUUCUCCAUCAAACUAAUAGAGCCUGAGAAUAAAUUUUACUCCAUGCACCAAAAAGAAGAAAAAAAAAAAGGAGAAAAAAGAAGAGGAAAGCAGAGAAAUGGAGAGGGAAUAAUUGAUGGAAAAGGUGAAGUAAGUAAAGAAUUUUCGCCUUUGGGAAUGGGACUGCAUCCGAUACCCAACCUUGGCUUUGGUUGGAUCACUACCAAUGAGAUUGGUACAGUGAUGAGGGCAUUGGGAGGAAACCCAACAGAGGCAGAGCUCAAGGAUAUGAUCAACGAGGUUGAUGCAGAUGGCAGUGGGACUAUUGAUCGCCAAGAAUUCCUUGACCUAAUGGCUCGGAGGUUGAAGGCAGACCCUAAAACUGAAGGCGACCUCAGGGAAGCUUUCCGGGUUUUUGACAAGGAUGAGAGUGGCUUCAUAACUGCAGAUGAACUCCGCCAUGUUAUGACAAGUCUUGGUGAGAAGCUGACAGAUGAGGAAGUUAAUGAGAUGAUUGAUGAAGCUGAUGGCGAUGGUGAUAAACAGAUCAGCUAUGAGGAGUUCUUCAAAGUCAUGUUGGCCAAAAGGCAAAGGAAGAUUGCUCAAGAGAAUGGACAUGGUAGCAAGAAUGGCAAGGACAAAAAACGGCGUUGGAGAGAGCUGCGCCAGUUAUGUUUGAUCCUUUAAUCUGUUUGUCCGGUGUCACAUUUCAUAUAUUGACCCUAUUUAUAUGGGCAUGUAAAAUAAAUAUAAUAAUAAAUAUUUCAGUCUACCCUUUGCACUUGGAUGAUGAUAAUAAUAAUAAUGAAAAUUUGGAGA
Messenger RNA from Cornus florida, 1087 nucleotides. RefSeq names its product calmodulin-2-like. Bases 332 to 955 code for a protein of 207 amino acids. The record is from RefSeq and is a predicted model, not a curated record. The transcript is spliced from 3 exons. Gene Ontology annotation, molecular function: calcium ion binding; enzyme regulator activity. Lineage: Eukaryota; Viridiplantae; Streptophyta; Magnoliopsida; Cornales; Cornaceae.